GCGCGCCGCCAACGUCACACCGGAGCGCCCGCUCCUGGCUCGGAGAGAAGCCGCAGGGAGCCGAAGGGUAGCCGAGCGGCGAGGAUGUGGAGUCGCGCGCUCCGGCCAGCGCUGCGGGCAAGACUGAAUCACCGCUCGAAAGGAGCGAUAGCGCAGGCGCGGGAAGCACGAGUCGGGAGUUACCGAUCUGCGGCGAGCGUUUCGGGGAGGGCCCAGGGCGGCGAACCUUCGGCCCCGCCCCCCGAGCCCCGUCUAGGCGGCCGAGUGAGCGCCGAGCUGAUCGAGCACCUGGAGCGCCUGGCCCUGGUGGAUUUCCGAAACCGGGAAGGUGUGGAGCGGCUGCAGGCGGCCAUCGAGUUUGCGAGCCAGCUCCGCGCCGUGGACACGGACGGCGUGGCGCCCAUGGAGUCGGUGCUGGAGGACCGGUGCCUGUACCUGAGAGCUGACGAUGUCGUGGAAGGCAACUGUGUGGAAGCCCUGCUACAGAACUCUCACCAGACUGUCGAGGAGUAUUUCGUGGCCCCCCCAGGUAACAUCACUCUGCCAAAACAAAGUGAACAAGAUCCAGUCACACAGAGUUAAACACUGAUUUGGGGAACAGUGCUCACAAGAGCCAACAAUGUGGAGGACACUUGGGAAAGACUAAGCUGAAAAAGCUCCCAGGAACUUUUGUCAACCUAGCCAGGCCCUGGCCCUUUCCCCCUUCUCCCCCUGCUCUCUGUGAAGGAGGUCCAGGAAGAGACGUUCCCAGGAAAUGGGUCAAGUAUUCACUUAAUCCCUGGGUCACAUAUAUUGGAAGAGUCCUGGUUAACUGUACAAUCCAUCACCUUUGGUUCAGAGUUUCUGCACACUAUUAAAGAGUGAGUUUCUAACCAAA
Dromiciops gliroides (monito del monte) is the source of this 877-nucleotide messenger RNA. It is a transcript of the gene GATC, whose product is annotated as glutamyl-tRNA amidotransferase subunit C. NCBI's taxonomy places the organism in Eukaryota, Metazoa, Chordata, Mammalia, Microbiotheria, Microbiotheriidae. Gene Ontology annotation, cellular component: mitochondrion; glutamyl-tRNA(Gln) amidotransferase complex. Gene Ontology annotation, molecular function: glutaminyl-tRNA synthase (glutamine-hydrolyzing) activity. Bases 85 to 582 code for a protein of 165 amino acids. Gene Ontology annotation, biological process: mitochondrial translation; regulation of translational fidelity; glutaminyl-tRNAGln biosynthesis via transamidation. The record is from RefSeq and is a predicted model, not a curated record. The transcript is spliced from 3 exons.